AAGGACUAAGGAGUUUGUCAAUCGAAUCAAGUGUUAGCUAUGCUAAGACCAUGAUAAUUAGAGUAUAUUGUAUACGUGCUCGUCAUGGGCUUUUCUAUCUUUAUUGACAGGAUUUUUCAAUUUUCUUCCUUAGACAUGGCCCAAUGGACCUAACUGAUGAAGGUAACCCAUUAGCACCAAGGACUCGUUAACAACAAUACACGUAUUUUUGGGCGCUCCCUGUUUUUUGGUGGGAAGGGAAAGGCAAAAGAGGUGAGAAAUUCUGAAUCAAAUACUCCAAUAUGACUCAGCUAAGUAAACGGAGUUGGUAUAUACACUAGGACUUCGACUUCGACUGCAACUAGGACUAGAACUAGGUUUAGGUUUCCUUGUUCCAACAUGAUAUUUCACAGUAAUAUAAACCCGACAUUCCAUCCCUUGUUUUCUCCAUAGCCAACAAUCCUCAGAACUCUUUGUUUUUCUGAUCAUUGAUCAAACUUACUCUCGUCUCUCCAGGAAACCAACACCCAGAAAACCCUUCUCGUUUACUAGACGACAUGGAAACCUCACCCCGUAAGCCAUUGAUCCUGGAAAUCAACCUGAUAUCAGCCCAAGGCCUCGGCCGAGGAAGAAAGUCAUCAGGUAUGCAGACAUAUGUGGUGGCAUAUCUCAACCAGAAGCAGAAUCAGAAGCUCACGUCAAGGAUUGACAAAGACGGCAACAACAAUCCUACAUGGAACGACAAGUUCAUCUUUGUCGUGGAUGAAGUUGGUGAUGAUUCGACAACUCAUUCUUGCCUAGUUUUUGAGAUCUUUCGCGUUCGGAGAUUCGUGAAGGACAAAAGAAUUGGUGUGGUACGAGUUUUGCUGGACAACUUGAUAAGCAGAAAUCAUGGUUGCAUCGAAGGAGAAAGCCCAAAGUUUGCAGCGUUUCAUGUGCGAACUCCAUCUGGUGAACAUGUGGGCAUCCUCAACAUCGGCGUGGCAAACUUGAACACCAUGUUCCAUCAAGAAAUUCCCAAGUUUCUCUCUUUGGAUUCUGCCCUGGACUAUAGAAGAUUGAUGGGCAGUGAACCUGUGGCUAAAGCUUAACUGAGAUUUUCGAGUUUCAAAGCAUGCUCAGUACAAAAAUUGGAGAUUGUAAUUGUUUUUGGAAAUAGUGAAAAUUAAUCUCGGUGGAUCUUUCCUCCGUGGAUGUAGGUCACAUCGGCCGAACCAAGUGAAUUUGUUGUCUUUCUCGCGUGUGCUUGCUUUAUUUUUUAAUCCUCUCCAUAAUCCAGAAGGAACUAGCACAGAUAAGGAACUGC
Messenger RNA from Manihot esculenta (cassava), 1285 nucleotides. RefSeq lists its product as uncharacterized. Gene Ontology annotation, biological process: defense response. Bases 537 to 1070 code for a protein of 177 amino acids. Lineage: Eukaryota; Viridiplantae; Streptophyta; Magnoliopsida; Malpighiales; Euphorbiaceae. The record is from RefSeq and is a predicted model, not a curated record. The transcript has a single exon.